GCUUGACAGAGCUCUUCCUUCUCUUUAGCUGUUCUGACAUAGACAGAGAGCACAGACAGUGCUCAUCAAGACGGCUUUGCUGUGUCGUUCUUGCUCGGUUCUCUCUGCAGCAGUCACUGACAGCCUUGCCUUGUGUGUGUGAUGCGCCUGCGCUCGUUUUGCUGGCCGUGGCUGUUGGUGUGUGGGUGCAGUGCUGUCUAUGGAAAGCUGAGAACGACACGCUCGGCGCACACGGUAUGUCAGCACACACACACACACACACGCAUAUCUCAGGGUGGCGCAUUCUUCGUGUGUGUGUUUGUGUGUGGUUUGUGUGUUCUGCAGAAUGAGACUGGCGCAUUAGUCCGUUUGCUGCAAGGUGGCAAUGGCGAUGGUGAUAGCGAUGGCGGCAGCGUGCUGGAGGAGAUCGAGAGUAUGCCGACACACAUGAAUACGAGAGAGAAAGAGAGAGUGUCCAUCAUCAUAUCUGUGGCGCUCUGUGGUGACACCACAGGCAGCCCCUACCUGUGGCCGGAGAAGAUACACAGCCUCCACACAGCAGAGGACGUACACACACUCACACACACACACACACAACAGGACACACAGAGCUGAGGUAUGUGUGUGUGUCGAUAUAUACGACAUGGUAGGUCGUGUCCGCCACUCGCGAGCUGCUGCUGUCCAUAUUCAGAGAGUGGUUCGGCGAGAAGAGGGUCAGUGCACUCACUGCACUCACUGCAUACGGCCGUUCGUCUGGGGCGUGUGUGCACGUGUGUGUGUGUGUGUGCUGCAGGUGACGCACAUCAUAAUGGUGGGCGCUGUGGGCGGCGGCGAAGGUGGGAACAUGCAGCACAUGAGUCCAUCCACAAGCACGUGUUUCUGUGUCUGUGUGCCUUCAUUUCCUUCCACAGGCGAGAAUAAGGGCGACAUGGCCAUCAACUGGGCGCAGGACAUCCUCUUCAAAGAACUCGGUACACACGCAAACGCACACCCACGGCGGCAACACAAAGCGACAAGAACGACACAUUGAUGUGUGUGACGCGUGUGAGUGUGUGUGUGUGUGUGUAGGCAUCAGUGUGUGGCGGUAUUGCCAGCUGCAGAGCGGGUGCGACUUCAAACAGAUGAAGAGGGAAUGGGCCAAGGAGAAAGACAAACAUGAAAGUACCCUCACACGCAUUCACACGCACAGAGAGAGAGAGAGAGAGAGAUCUGCCACACACACAUACACAUACACUGUGUGUUGACGCAGAUGCCCAGCUGUGUGUGGUGUCUUUGGCUGGCGGCAACUUCAACGACAAGUGGGGAAGGGUGAUGCAGGUGCGCUGUGCGGCCAGCCAUACUCAUCUGCACAGAGGGGGCAUUCUCUCUCUCUCUCUCUGUGUGUGUGUGUGUGUGUGUGCAGAAACUGCGAAUCGACAUGGCCAAGAACUUCCAAGACGUUCCCAUGAUGAUCCUCCCACAGGUAGCUCUCACGGGCAUGCGCCUGAAUGAGAUGCACUUCUUUCUCUCUCUGUCUCUCUCUCUGCGCGACUGACUGCACACACAGAGCACCAAGUACGCCGACGCGUCCAUCGAGAAGAAGCAUGCCCAGGGCAUGAAGCACCCUGACAGCGGUGCGGCCAACACACACAUAAGCGACCACACACACAGUGGUGUGCUGUGUGGCCCUACAGCCUUCUGUGCGCGCGACAAGGCCUCAUAUGAGUGGACCAUCAAAUCGCAGUUCAAGAGCACCUUCACACGUACGCCGGAUGCCUCAACCCACAAACACACACACACACACACAGAGCCAUUCAUUCUCACGUGUGUGUCUGGUUGCCCAAUGAACGAACGACUGACUGCAGGGAUAUUCCACACGCCCGACAUCGCCUUCAUGCUGGGCACACUGCCGAAGCCGGCCGUGGAGCAGCAGAGAGACGUGCUGUGGCUGGAGGUAAGUCUGUCUGUGUCUGUGUCCCCAUCCCGCCACCUCUCUCUCCGUCUCUCUCUCUGUGUGUGUGGGGGGGGUGGGUGGAUAGCGCACUGACGGCGAGAAGGCCGCUUACGAGCUGCCCACUUUCCCUGAGGGCGUCUCUCAGUGACCAAACCAUCCACACACACAACACACGCACAAUCAAAUGAAUGCGCGCUCUCUCUCUCUCUCUCUCUGUGUGUGUGUGUGUUAGUUAUGUUGAGGAUUGGUUCACGUGGAAGGUCAUGGACAUCCCAGCCUGGGAAACAUGGGAUCAGUUCGUCGACCUCCUGGCCAAGCCGCGCACCCUCAAUGGACUGGAGUACGCACUCAAAUAAGCGGCACACACACACGCAUCUAUGGAUCUGUGUGUUCGUUCCUUCGUGUGUGUGUGUGCAGGUUCCUUGCGCGCGGCCGAGUGGUGGUGACAGACAGGCUGCACGGGCACAUUCUGUGCACUCUGAUGGUGCGUCCGUUGCCCAUUGCCCAUCCGGACACUCAUGCAGUGUGCCCAGGCGUCCAUCGACGAUAUCCUCUCUCUCUCUCUCUCUCUCUGUGUGUGUGUGUGUGUGUCCAGGGCCACCCCCAUGUGGUGCUCGACAACGUGUACAGGAAGCUGGGCAACUAUCUCGACACAUGGACUGGGGGUGAGCAAGCCAAGCAACCCAGCCACCCUCCCACGAACGAAGGAGCUACACGAGAUCACACCAUUGUGUGUGUGUGUGUGUGUGUAUGUGUGUGUAGGUGUGAGCAACAUCAUGUACACGACCGACGCGCAGAUGGCCAUGAGGCUCGCCAUGUUUUUGCUCUCACGGUGUGUGCGUGUGUGUCACCCUCUGUGCCCAUCCAUCCAUCCGCGUGCGCGUGUGUGUGUGUGUGUGUGUGCGAAGCUACAAGGAUGAGUCCCAUUUCGACAAGAACUCGUGCUUCAUGCGCGACGCCGGUGUGUGUGAUCGGCAUGGCAUCCACACACACACGCUUGCCGAUCGUUCCUUCGUGUGAAUCUCCUUCUCUCCUUCUGCCUCUGUGUGUGUGUGCGUGUCAUUCUGCAGGCCUCACACCGUCUCUCUGCUGCGUGCCGGAAGGUAUCUAUCGUGCCACACACACACACACACACAAAUCACAUGAUGCACGCCACACGUGUGUGUGACUUGUAUGUGUGUGUGGGUGGGUGUGUCCACUGUAGGCGACAAUUCCUCGACAGAGGGCGACGCCAAAUACCUGAGCGGCAAGUGCUGGGUGAGUGAGUGAGCCAGCCAGGCAGCCGUGCAGUGUCUGUGUGUCUGUGUCUGUGUCUGUCCAUCGCUCCAUGGACUGGACGUGUGUGUCUUGUCUGCAGGGCGGCAAGUACACCUACAAGUCGUGCUGUGGCGGCGAGGGCGGGGAGAGCCCCGUCGAACAACAAGUAGCACUUACUGCCUGUGCUGUGAUGAUGAUGCGAUUCCCUCUGUGCUGUGUGCGAUGGCAUCGAUCGCAUUCUGUGUGGUGUGCAGGAGCUGGCGUCACUGGCCGACCGAAUGCGCGAGAAGGAAGCAGACGAGGACGGACCUGCUAUAGGUACACACCGCACACACCUGGCCUGGAGGGAGGGAGGGAGGGAGGGAUGGGCACACACGCGAUGCGAUGCCAUGUGUGUGUCCGUGUGGCCCAUACAUCCAUCCAGUGUCUGACCCCGACGCCAUGCUCAAGGAGGCCCGCGAUCAGCAGCAGGGCGGCACCACCAGCGGCAGCAGCAGCAGCAAAGAGGGCAACUCGCAACAGGCCGACGGAGAUGAAGUGGCCGAGGAAACAGGUAUACGUGUGGUUGUCCACACACACACGCCCGGGGCAUGUUUGUUUGUCUGUGUGUGUGUGUGUGUGUGCGUCGAGCAGAGGAAGACCAGCAGCAGCAAGGGCAACAAGAGAAGCAGCAAGAGGCCCCCCCAGCACCACAACCAGCAGCACCACAACCAGCAGCAGCAGCAGCAGCCGACAUCAUCAGCACGGUAAACCCACACACACACCCCUCCGCUCAUACACACACACUGUAGUUGCUCCCUACCUGCAGCUGGCCAGCGACCCUUCCCACUUCCCCAACGCCAUUAGGAAGAUAACCGACGCGCAGGAGCUGGUGCCCUCUCUCCGUCUGGUGCUCCUCACCGCUAUGAAGCAAGCCUUCGUUGACGAGUAAUCACUCUUAAACACACACUCUUCAACACACACCCGCACAGAGAGAGAGAGAGGGGGGGGGGAGAGGGAGAGUCUGUGUGUAUGUGUGUCUGUGCAGUGACGGCCAGCCGAUAAGGCGCGGCAUAAUGGUGGGCGCUGAGGGCGGCGGCGAAGGUGGGAACAGCACAUGAGUCCAUCCAUCCACAAGCACGUGUUUCUGUGUCUGUGUGUGUUCAUUAUUUUCCUUCCACAGGCGAGAAUAAGGGCGACAUGGCCAUCAACUGGGCGCAGGACAUCCUCUUCAAAGAACUCGGCAUCGACAUCAUCUGGUGCGGCUUGGGCGUGGCGUGGCGUCCGCCCACAAAUUGUCCACCCACACUGGUUGGUGUCUGUGUGCGCGUGUGUGUGCAGGUAUUGCCAGCUGCAGUACAACUGUGACUUUGGCAAGGCGCUGGAAACCAUCGAGAGAAGCGCAGACGACAAGUCGCCUGUGGCCGUCAUGUCCAUCGCCGGCGGCAACUUCAACGACUUCUCGCCCAUGCAGGCAAGCCCACCACACGCCCCUCCCGACACACCUGACAGACAUGCACUGUGGACGACGGCUGAUGUCGAUGUGUGUGCAGGAGUUGCGCGUCAACAUGAGCAAGGCAUUCCCCGACCAGCCCGUCUUCAUGCUGCCGCAAAGCGUGCGCUCCCUGACACACAAUCAUGGCAUGGACCUUUUGUUACCCAUAUAUGUGUGUGUGUGCGUGUGCGCGCGUGUGUGUGUGUGUGUGUGUAGGUGGUUUACAACGACGCUAAGCUGCUCAAGCGGCAUGCAGACGGCAUGGCGCACGACAGAAGCACCAUGUUCGCGAGAGAUGUGAGGGCAUGCCACACACACACACACAUUCCUCUGUGUCUGUGUCUGAGUGUGUGUGGAUCCUCUGUGUGUGUGGCUGGCUCGGCUUGUUGUGUGUCGGGUAUGGGUGGGUGCAGCUGCCCUCCUACACGAAGCUGCAGAGCGGUCCAUUCAAGGACGCAUUCAAACGCAUUUACCUGGUUAGUGCAGUGCCUGUCUGUUCUGUGUCCACACGCACAGGUCUCUCUCCCUCCCUCUCUCUGUGCGCGCGUGUGUGUGUGUGCAGGUGCCGGACAUCGCGUACAUGCUCGGCAUGCGGCAAGAUCUCGAGGCAAGAGCACAGCCACACACACACACACACACAUGAAAUGGAGGCUUCCUGUGUGGUGUGGUGUGGUGUGGUGUGCACUCACUGCACAGCUGGAUCCGCCUGUACACGAUCUGCUGUGGCUCAAGAGAGUGGACAACGAGAGGCAACGGUACCUAGAGACUUACUGAUUGCGAUAGAUAGAGUAAUUAGAUGCUCGCUCGUGGACGUGACGUGCAAAUGUGGCUGUGCACUGCACUUCGUAGGUAUAAGCCGCCCGUCUUCUCAGAAGGCGUCGACUUCGUUGUCGAAGACUGGUCAGCCAGCAUCUCCAUCCAUCCAUCCAGCCAUGUCUGUGUCCAUGUCUGUGUCUGUGUGUUGGCAGGUUUCCUUACAUGAAGACAUCGGCCAAGUGGACGGACUGGUCGUCUUUCGUCGAGAACCUCGCGGAACCCAGGACCAUCAACGGCUUCAAGUGGGUGUCUGUCUCUUCCGCCCACCCACUCUUCCACACACACACACACACGCAUCAGCUCUCCCUCUCUCUCCCUCUCUCUCUCUCUCUCUGUGUGUGUGUGUGUGUGCAGGUUCCUCUCUCGGGCGCACGUCGUGGUGACGGACAGGCUGCACGGGCACAUUCUCAUGACGCUCCUGGUGCGCACAUGUCGCAUCGACACACACACACACACGCACACACACACCUCUCUCUACGUGUCUCUCCCUCUCUCUGUGUGUGUAGGACAAGCCGCAUGUGGUGCUGGACAACAAGUACAGGAAGCUGGGCAACUACUUGGACACUUGGACUGGGGGUAAGAGAUUGAUACACCACACACAACGGAGACGCAUGGCUGUGCAUGAUCUCUCUCUCUGUCUCUCUCUCUCUCUCUGUGUGUGUGUGCAGGGUUGUCGAAUGUGCUGUAUACGGACAGCCCCGACACAGCCAUACACAUGGGCGAGUUCAUGCUCACCAGGUGCUCACGGUGCUUUCAUGUGUGUGGUGUGUGUGGGCCGUGCUGCGUGCUGUGUCAGUCAUGGUGUCUGUGCUCUCAUAAUGCGCAUCUCUGUCUCUCUCUGUGCGGUGUGCGUGUUCUGUGUGUGUGUGAAGGUAUCGGCCAGACGCGGAGUUCUCGCAAGAGCUCUGCUUCAAUGACAACGGUGAGCGACACACACAGACAAACACACACGCACACACUGCAUCUCUUUCUGUCUCUCUGUGUGUGUUUUGCCUGUGCAGCCAACCUGAGUGAGGCCUUCUGCUGCAACACCGAGCAGCAGCAGCAAGCCGACGACACCCCAGCCCUCAUAAACCCUCAGAAAUGCUUCGUAACCCAACCACACAACCACACACGCGCCCCUCAACACAGUGUCUGUGUGCUUCUUGUCUGCACACGCAGGGCGGGCCCUACACACGAGAGAAGUGCUGUCCUGACGGGAAGCCGAUGGCGGCAGCGGCGCCCUUGACAUACAGCAUGGUGCGGGCCAUGGUGGAGGGCACCAGCAGUGCACAAGAACCACAACCACAACCACAACCACAAUCGCAAUCGCAGAAGCAAGACCAAGACACAGCAGCAGCAGCAGCAGAAGGGCAACAACAGCAGCAGACAGCGAGGUCAGAGGAGGUUGCUCCCCCUGCCGUGCCGAUGGCGUCGCAAGCAGAGCUGAAUGCACUGGGCAGCCGGAUGGACACCAUCACUGCAAAGGUAAGGACACUACCUCCACCCACCCCACACACCACACCCACAGGCAUCAUCUAUGUCGCUAUGUGUGUGUGUGAAGGUGACCGACGUCGAUAAGAAGGAGGGCGACGUCGAGGGCCGAGUCGACAGGCUGGAGAAGUCCUUAGCCGAGCUGGCGGGCACCGUCAAGACGGAAAAGGGCAAAAGAGAAACCGUCGAGUGAGUGAGUCUCUCUGUCAUUCAUUCAGCUCGCACCCAUCCCCUACCCACCCCAUCCCCACAAACCUGUCUGUGUGUCUGUGUGUCUGUCUGUGUCCAUGCCAUGUAUGUGUCUGCAGGUCGUCUGUGUCUGCGCUCACAGCCGACCUGCAGAAGGUCACGGGCAAAGUCGAUGGUCGGUAUACACACACACACACACACAAAGCGCUGUCGACGCAGAUUGGUCACACACGUGUAUUGUGUUGUGUUGUGUUGUGUGUUGCGCUUGCAGGUUUGGACAAGAAGCGCCAGACAGACGCAGACAGCGUCAAGGGCGAGGUAUAGUAUAGAAGGAGACAGACAGACAGACUGACUUACACCCACCCAGUCAGCCAGCUAUCCGUCUGUCUGAGAAUCUUGGUGUGUUGUGUGACAUCACACAUGGGUGGGGUGCAGAUCAAGGGCAUCAAGCAGCAGAUGGAAACUGAGCGCAUCGAAAGGUACGGACGGACCUCUGUUGCUGUUGGUGCUGGUUGGACCCCAUUCUCUGUCUGUCUGUCUGUGUCAAUCUGGAUGACAGAGAGUCGUCUCUCUUCGCGAAAAACCAGUUCCCCUUCGUCGCAGCCCUCAUCGCAUGGAUCCCUCUCGUACUCGGUGGGUGUCAUGGCUGGAUGGAUGGAUGGCUGGCUGGAUGGAUGGAUGUGUUCAUGUCAUGGGUGUUUUGUCUUGUCUUGCAGGUCUGUUCUACUGCUGCUUCCGGCGGAACUCGCAGCACUACACCCUGCUGCCCACCACCAAGAACGGAUGAAUGAAUGACCGACAGACAGACGGACGGAGGGAGGGAGGGAGGGUGUGAGAGUGGAUGAGUGCCGUGCAUGGCUCGACUGAGUCUGUCCGUGUCUGUGUCUUUCCCCCCUCUCUCUCUUUUUGCGUCUAUGUGCAAUUCGUGCAUACCAUCGCACAGUGGGCGCAAUUCAGACAUUCAGACAGACAGACAGACAGACAGAUGGCGGCCUUGUAUGUGCGCCGCAUGUUUUUGGGUGUCUUGUGUAUAUGACGAUAUGGUGGUCUCUCUCUGCUUGCGUGUGUGUGUGUGUGAGUGCGUGUGUGUCCCUAUCCAUCCAUCCAUCCAUCCAUCCAUUCAGGUGUGUUAAUUCAUUCAUUCGUUCAUCAGACAGGCAGGUAGCGUAGCGUAGACAGCCUCGGUUGAUUGGUAUGAUUGCCCCGGCCUCUCUCUCUGUGCUGGGUGUGAGGAUUCAGACCUUGGCCCAUUCAUUCAUCGUGUCCAGUCCACUUCACGCACUACCGAGCAUGGACAAGCUGGCAUUGCCCGCCC
This is a messenger RNA of Vitrella brassicaformis, 8436 nucleotides long. Lineage: Eukaryota; Vitrellaceae. The record is from the annotation of a GenBank genome assembly.